AUUCAUUAUGUGAAAAGGUGCUCCAUCAUUUUUGUUAAUUUAGUUGUUUUUACUGGUUAUAGUUAUUUUUUUAAUGAGUGGAUAUGGAAACGAAAAAGGGUGAUGUUGAGGAAAAAAAGAUAAAUGCUCUAGAUGUAAAAUUUGUAAAAAAGAAAGAAAAUGGGACUAAAAUCAAACCUAUAUCUUUUCUUGGAAUGUUUAAAUACGCUAGUAAAUGGGACAAGCUCUUGAUGUUUAUUGGUACUUUAUCGGCAAUAAUCACUGGAUGUCUACCGCCAAUGAAUACACUUCUAUUUGGAGGACUUGCAGGAAAUGCUGUGGAAUAUGCUGAAUCUUUAUAUAAUGCCACUUUAUCACAAAACGAACGAGCUGAGGCUCAAGAAAGAUUCUUUGACGGUAUUAAAUUUUUCGCUGUGGCGAAUAGUAUGAUUGGAAUUACGAUGCUUUGUUUUAGUUAUCUUUCUACCAUCACUUUUAAUUAUUCAUCAACGAAACAAAUAUUUAAAAUUAGAUCUGAUUACUUAAAAUCUAUUCUUAACCAAGAUAUAUCAUGGUACGAUCAAAAUCAAACAGGUGAUUUUGCAAGUCGAAUGUCUGAUGAUCUGUCUAAAUUUGAAGAUGGAAUAGGUGAAAAGGUACCAAUGUUUAUACAUUUUCAAGUAGUCUUAGUAGCAGCAGUAUCAACAGCAUUGGUCAAAGGAUGGGAACUAGCCUUGAUAUCACUAGUAGCAAUACCAGCAUCGUUGGUAUCCUUUGGAGUGAUAAAUUUGUUAACAACAAAAUUGGCCAAAAACGAAAUGGAAGCAUACGCAGCUUCAGGUUCAAUUGCCGAGGAAGUAUUUUCAUUAAUCAGAACUGUAACAGCUUUUGGUGGACAGCAAAAAGAGAUUGACAGAUAUAAGGAGCACCUAGCUUUUGCAAGAAGGAAUAAUAUUAAGCGAACGAUGAUUGUUGGUAUUGGAUUCGGUUUGGUGUACCUUCUAUUAUAUAGUAGUUAUGCAUUGUCAUUAUGGUACGGGGUAAAAUUGGUGUUAAAAGAUAGGUAUAAUCCUAAUGCUAGGUAUACUCCAGCGAAUAUGGUAACCAUAUUUUUUGCCGUAUUGUCGGCUUCCCUGAACUUUGGUGCAGCUUCCACAUAUUUAGAACUGUUUGCCAUAUCAAAAGCAGCAGCUGCGAAAAUUUUUAACGUAAUUGAAAGCAAACCUGCUAUAAAUUUAUCAAAAUCAAAUGGGGAAAAAUUGGAACAUUUUAAAGGAAAUAUUCAGUUUAAAAAUGUCAAAUUUCACUAUCCAUCUAGACCAGAUAUACCGAUAUUACAAGGGCUGAAUAUUGAAAUUAAUCCUGGAGAGACCAUUGCUCUUGUUGGAAGUUCAGGUUGCGGCAAAUCUACGGUUGUUCAACUUAUACAAAGAUUUUACAAUGCGGUAUCUGGCAAGAUCCUAGUGGAUGGAAUGGAUAUUCAAAAUUUGGAUUUAACAUGGUACCGAAACAAGAUAGGCGUAGUGGGACAAGAACCUGUUUUGUUUGGUACAACCAUCCUAGAAAAUAUUAAAUACGGAAAAGAAGAAGCUACAGAAGAGGAAAUUAUAGAGGCUGCAAAAAAAGCAAAUGCUCAUACUUUUAUUAAGUUGUUACCAAAAGGUUAUAACACAUUGGUAGGAGAACGAGGAACGCAAUUGUCUGGAGGACAAAAACAAAGAAUAGCUAUUGCUAGAGCCUUGAUCCGAAAACCGACUCUAUUGUUGUUGGAUGAAGCAACAUCUGCAUUAGAUAAUGCUAGUGAAGCUAAAGUACAAGAGGCUCUAGAUUUGGCUAGUGCUGAAUGUACAACAAUAAUUGUUGCCCAUAGACUAUCUACAAUAAGAGGAGCUAACAAAAUUAUAGUACUUUCUGAAGGAAUUUUAGUUGAACAAGGAACACAUGACGAAUUAAUGUCAUUAAAAGGUGAGUACUUUAAGCUUGUAACUGCUCAAGUUGCAAGUUCCAACCAGAUCGACUUAUCAAAAGAUCAAACAGAAACAAAAGGCAAUAAUGAAGAAUAUGAAGAAUUUAACAAUGCAGAUGAUGACAUGUCUGACGAUGAACAAAAUGAAAUAGAUGACUUUAAAAAUGGCAAAAAAAUAACUAUUUUUAGCAUCAUGAAGUUAAAUGCACCGGAAUGGCCUUAUAUUUUGAUUGCUGGAGUAGGAUCUGUAGUAGUUGGUUGGGGAUGGCCAAUAUUUGCUGUGUUUUUUGGAAGUGUUCUUGGAACACUAGCAAAAUACGAUACAGAAUAUAUAGAAACAGAAACUACCAGAUAUUGUUUAUUUUUUGUGAUUGCGGGUGUAAUAUGUAUGAUGUCCGUUUUUCUUCAGAACUAUCUAUUAGGAAUAGCGGGAGAGAAAAUGACAGAACGGAUUCGAACUCAGAUGUUUACAGCUAUAAUAUCCCAAGAAAUGGGUUUCUUUGACAAAAAAUCUAAUGGUGUCGGAGCAUUAUGUGCUAAAUUAGCUGGAGAUUCAUCCAGCAUUCAAGGAGCUACUGGACAACGAGUCGGUGCAAUUCUACAAUCUCUUUCAACGUUUGGUAUAGCAGUAGCUCUGUCAAUGUAUUACCAAUGGAAAUUAGGUCUUCUAAUGGCAUCCUUUACGCCACUAAUGGUAGUGGUAAUGUUUGUAGAAAAACGUAACACUAUAGGCUUAAGUGAGGCUAGAGAAAAGUCCUUACAAAAAUCUACAAAGAUUGCAGUUGAAGCCGUGGGAAAUAUACGAACUGUAGCAGGUCUUGUCGCAGAAGAUAAGUUCCAAAAGAGUUAUAUUUCUGAAUUGAAACCCCACUACAAAGCAGCGUUAGCAGCAGUACAUUGGAGAGGACUGGUUUUUGGACUUUCACGGAGUCUUGGAUAUUUUUCUUAUGCUGCAGCGAUGUACUAUGGUGGUUUUCUUAUACGAGAUGGACUAUAUUAUGAUAAAGUAUUUAAGGUUGCCCAAGCACAAUUAAUGGGAACCUUGUCAAUUGCUAAUUCUCUCGCAUUUACACCUAAUUUAAAUCGAGGUAUAAAUGCUGCGAAGAGGAUAAAGACUUUCCUAUCCAGAAUUCCGCUUAUUGGAGACGGUCCAAGUUCAAAAUCAGUGGACCAGGUUGACGGUAAUAUAAGUUAUUCAAACGUAGAGUUUUUCUAUCCAACAAGAAAAAAUAUUCAAGUACUGCGUGGUCUGAGUAUAAAUAUUCCAAAAGGAAAUACUGUAGCUCUUGUUGGAGAAAGUGGAUGUGGUAAAUCCACUAUUAUACAACUGAUAGAACGAUUUUAUGAUCCAUCUUCUGGAGAUAUCAAUUUAGAUGAACAAAAUAUUAAACAUAUAACGUUAAGUUCGUUAAGAUCUCACUUAGGAAUAGUGCCACAAGAACCAAAUUUAUUUAAUAAAUCAAUCGCUGAAAACAUUGCCUAUGGAGACAACACUAGAAGCGUUCCCAUGGAUGAAAUUAUUCAGGCUGCAAAGGACGCAAACAUUCAUAAUUUUAUAGUUGGAUUACCUAAUGGGUACAAUACGGAAUUAGGGGAAAAAGCCACUCAAUUAUCGGGUGGCCAAAAGCAAAGGAUUGCUAUUGCACGUGCGCUGGUACAAAAUCCGAAGAUUCUACUGUUGGAUGAAGCUACAUCUGCUUUAGACACAGAAAGUGAAAAGGUAGUACAGGCAGCUCUCGAUGAAGCUAAAAAGGGAAGAACAUGCAUCACAAUAGCACACAGACUCACGACCAUUCAAGAUGCAGAUUUAAUAUACGUUAUCGAUAAAGGAGUCGUUGUUGAAUCGGGAACCCACAGGGAGUUAUUAAACAAAAAUGGUGCUUAUUAUAAAUUGUAUACUCAAAAACAUUAGGAUAUUAAAUAAAAUAAAGUUCA
Diabrotica balteata is the source of this 3880-nucleotide messenger RNA. The record is from the annotation of a GenBank genome assembly. Lineage: Eukaryota; Metazoa; Arthropoda; Insecta; Coleoptera; Chrysomelidae.